Gossypium raimondii (Peruvian cotton) is the source of this 1930-nucleotide messenger RNA. Its product is annotated as CBL-interacting serine/threonine-protein kinase 24. Gene Ontology annotation, molecular function: protein kinase activity; ATP binding. Lineage: Eukaryota; Viridiplantae; Streptophyta; Magnoliopsida; Malvales; Malvaceae. The transcript has 15 exons. Gene Ontology annotation, biological process: signal transduction; protein phosphorylation. The coding region runs from base 250 to 1593 and encodes 447 amino acids. The record is from RefSeq and is a predicted model, not a curated record.
ACGGGUAGGAAAGGAAUAGUUUAGCUAUAGCACAGCGGCCAAAAAAUUAUUAAGCAAAAAAAUAAUAAAAAGAGCUUUUGGUUUAUCUUUGCUUUACCUGGUUUGAUGAACCAUCAAUUUACUGCCAAAGCUAACGCGAAGCCCUCGUCGAAGCUCCGGCUAUCUUCAUUUUCUUCUUCAUUUGAAGGCGAAAAGUUUUCUUGGCGGUGUUUCUUUUUCUUUUUGGUAUGAGAUGAUCGUUGAAUAACGAUGAGGAAGAAAACAAGAACAGUAGGAAAGUAUGAGGUUGGGCGAACAAUUGGGCAAGGAACAUUCGCCAAAGUUAAAUUUGCGCGGAAUUCAGUCACUGGAGAGAGCGUGGCCUUGAAAGUUUUGCCCAAAGCCACCAUUCUUAAGCACAGAAUGGUUGAUCAGAUUAAAAGAGAGAUAUCGAUAAUGAAGAUUGUUAGACAUCCUAACAUAGUUAGGUUGCAUGAGGUUUUGGCAAGUAGGACAAAAAUAUAUAUUAUUCUUGAGUUUAUAAGUGGAGGAGAACUCUUUGAUAAAAUUGUUCACUGUGGAAGACUUCCUGAGAAUGAAUGUAGGCGAUACUUUCAACAGCUUAUUGACGCUGUUGCUCAUUGUCACAGUAAGGGUGUAUACCACAGAGACCUAAAGCCUGAAAAUCUUCUUCUUGACUCCUAUGGAGAUUUGAAGGUUUCUGACUUUGGGCUGAGUGCAUUGCUACAGCAACAGGGGGCCGGACUUCUCCACACGACAUGUGGAACCCCGAAUUAUGUUGCACCUGAGGUGCUCAGCUACCAGGGUUAUGAUGGUGCAGCUGCUGAUAUAUGGUCCUGCGGAGUCAUUCUCUUUUUUAUUAUGGCUGGAUAUCUCCCAUUUUACGAGAUAGACAUACCAACACUGUACAAAAAGAUUAGUGCCGGUCAAUUUUCUUCUCCAUUUUGGUUUUCUCCAGAAGCAAAUUCAUUAAUAAAGAAGAUCCUUGAUCCCAAUCCUAAAACUCGUAUACAAAUUGAGGGAAUUAAAAAGCAUCCCUGGUUUAAGAAGAAUUACUUGCCUGUGAAACCUAGUGACGAAGAAGUAAAUUUGGAUGAUGUACGUGCAGUUUUUGAUGACAUUGAGGACCAGUAUGUUUCUGAGCAGUCUGUAGCCAAAGAGGGAGGCCCCUUGAUGAUGAAUGCAUUUGAGAUGAUCACACUAUCACAGGGCUUGAACCUGUCAUCAUUGUUUGACAGGCAACAGGAUUACGUAAAACGGCAAACUCGCUUUGUAUCUCGCAAACCACCAAGAGAUAUAAUCUCAAGUGUUGAAGCUGUUGCGGAAUCAAUGGGUCUCAAGGUUCAUACAAGAAAUUACAAGACAAGACUUGAGCGAAUAUCUGCAAAUAAGGUUGGGGAAUUCGCAGUUGUCCUGGAGGUUUUUGAAGUUGCACCAUCCCUGUUCAUGACAGAUGUUAGAAAAGCAGCUGGAGAUACCCUUGAAUAUCACAAGCAGUUCUACAAGAAUUUCUGCACUAAACUGGAAAAUAUCAUCUGGAAACCUACAGAGGAUGUUGCAAAUCCGAGUGUUCUUAGAUCAUUGACUUGCUGACACUUUUCAAUAAGAUCGGCCGAAGGAAGCUAUUCUCUGCUAAAGCUUCACCAAUAAAAUUGUGUCAGCUGUAUUUGUAUCAUGUGCCGGGUUUAUGGACCAUGGAUUCCUUGCUUGCAAGAUGCAGGAUCAAGAGAAUUUGUUAACUCAUGUUAAUAUAUAGAUUUUGUCCUCUUCUCUUCUUCCUUUGCCCUUCCCAUAGAAGGACCCAUGUCUUUUAGAUCUUUUUGUGCCAAAGGAUAGCCUGUUAAUGCCAUAAGAAAAAUUCAACUGCAACAAUAAUUAUUUUGUUUAAAGCUCUAUCUUCAGGCCAAAAAUAGAGUCUUUGUGUUCUUCA